GCGUUUUUGCGUUUCGUUUCCUCUUUUUCCUGAGCCGGCCAGCCAGCAACAACCCAUCGACAACCAACCCACCAGACGACGAACCGUCAGCAGCAUAGAGAAGCGUGCGUGUGCGUCCUCGAUCGUUAGACGACAGAUCCCCGAAUCGACCUGCUGGCACGGGCUGCGACCGCCCGACGCUGACCCGGACAGGCACCGGAAGCGCUUGACUCAACAGCACCGCCUAUCGCGGCUGGGAGUCCCAGGGUAGAGCCUGCAUCGAGAGCAAUACUAGCCAGGACAGCAGCGCCAUGGCCGAAUUCAACGGGCGUCGUGCGCCCAACUUCUCGCAGUAUCUCAAUGAGCUGAACACCCUGCCCUCGCCCUUCGAGCAGACAGCACAGCCAGACGAUCUGGGGUUCGAUGUCGACGCCGAACUCGCUCUGUUCACGAACGCAGAGUUCCUCGAUUUUGACCCGGCUGGAAAUGUCGGCGGCAUAGACGAACAGCAGCUUGUCUCUUCGGGGACCGUGAGCCCUGCGAACGGACGGCAGGAUAUGAACUACGUGGGGAUUCUGAAUGAUUUCAACAUCUCCAAUUUCCCUUAUUUCCAGCCCCAGCAGCCGACGGUCCCAGUCCAGUCAACUACCUAUCCAUCAACUCAGCCUCUCCCUGCCAACACAUCUCUCCCUCAGUCUACUCCUAUCUAUCAACAGCAACAGCAACAACAACACCAACAGCCGCAACCGCAACCGCAGCACCAACACCUCCAGUCACAACCACAGCUACAAGCACCACAACAGCCAGUAGUAACUCAAUCACAGCCGGCCAGUGUUCCGGCCAAAAGGAAGUCUGAUGCCACCACUACUUCAGAGGCGGACCGUCUAGCCCAAGAAGAAGACAAACGCCGGCGCAACACCGCUGCCAGUGCCCGUUUCCGCAUCAAGAAAAAGGAACGUGAGAAGAACUUGGAAAAGACUGUAAAGGAUGUGACGAGCAAGAACUCGGCUCUCGAGUCCCGCGUCAGCCAGCUAGAGAUGGAGAACCGAUGGCUCAGGAACCUCAUCGUCGAAAAGAACGGAUCUGCCAUCAGUGAGGGGGAUCUAUCUGGCAUGUUCGAUAAGUACCAAGAGGCCACCGGACAGCAUCAGAACCAAAAACAGGCCUCGACGGCAAGUCCUAGCUUAGAACUCAAGUCUUCCCCUUGAAUCUUAUGUGAUGGGAUGGUUCUAUUUAGGAAUACGACGGUUGCGCUCCUCUCUUACUUACCCGCCCCCUCCCCGCACUCCAUCAUCGGGCCACCGUUACCAAGUUCUCCCUUUUAUUGCUAUUUAUCUAUCUUUCUGUUUCUCCCACUUAUCAAUUCUCAUCUGUAAUCUUGAUAUUGCCUUUCCUUUUUGUCUUUUUUAUAUCCUGUUGGUGGGCUCCAUCUCCCUGCCUCACCGACUGCUCGGUGGUUGAACCAAAAGCGACCUAUGAACCAUUAACUGCUGCAUACAGUUCAGCGGCACCCAGUCUACAAGGAUGCCUUCCAAAGGGCAUGUCGUGGGGAAUACACUGUCCCCUACCCUUCUUGGCUUAUAUCUUGGUUGUUGGUGGCCGAAAACGGAGCAGGGCUACGUAUGGAUGGCCGGUGAUGAUAAUGUUGACGAUUUUCCUAGAUAAAGCUGAUGUGUGUUUCUUUUCUUGUGUGACCGUGAAACGGUCCAGAUCCUCCAUUUACAGUGCUAUAUAGCCCAGCAAGAAUAAGUAGGAGACACAAUUCCAGCUCGUGUUACUCAGUUUCUUUCUUUCGUGCGUAAGCCAAGCCAUACAGGUCUAUGAAUUCUAUAUCUUUCAAAUAAAUGCUUUAAAUCUCGCUCAUCGUAUGUACCUAUACUCAAAUGCAGGAAUAAUGUCUCCCAAGUAUAUAUACCAGUCGCCUACCCACCUACAUGAACCAGAUCCCGGCGUAAGCGUCACUACGAAAACCUCAAUCCUCUGGUUGGAUCCCAGUGUCCUGGCUUCGCUGUACCUGCCGUCGUCCCUGUGCCAGUCGCAUUACUCGAACUGGACGCCGAGGGCUCCACGACAGUCCUUGACUCCGGAUACGGAGCGACAUGUGCAUUUGGUGCGGGCGCCGGAGCAAACUUGAUGCCUACUUCGGGUGACCAAAUCCCGCCGCCCAC
Trichophyton rubrum CBS 118892 is the source of this 2147-nucleotide messenger RNA. RefSeq lists its product as uncharacterized. Bases 291 to 1187 code for a protein of 298 amino acids. The record is from RefSeq and is a predicted model, not a curated record. NCBI's taxonomy places the organism in Eukaryota, Fungi, Ascomycota, Eurotiomycetes, Onygenales, Arthrodermataceae. The transcript has 2 exons. Gene Ontology annotation, molecular function: RNA polymerase II transcription regulatory region sequence-specific DNA binding; DNA-binding transcription activator activity, RNA polymerase II-specific. Gene Ontology annotation, cellular component: nucleus. Gene Ontology annotation, biological process: regulation of transcription by RNA polymerase II.